AUGAAAUCCUUCCUGCUUGCAGGCCUCAUCGCCACCGGCUCCGCUAUUGGGGCCGUGGCCUCUCCCCGUGUCCACGCAUCGCCAAAGGGUAGUUCGUAUGACUACAUCAUCGUGGGUGGAGGACCGUCUGGUAUCAUCACUGCCGAACGCUUGAUUGAGGCCAACAAGACUGUGUUGUUGUUGGAGAGAGGCUAUGGACCUACUGUGGCUACUGGAUCCAACGAAACCCUCGUCUGGAACAAGACAUUGACUGCGGUUGACCUGCCUGGACUGUCUGCCGAUAUUGGUAGCCUGCCUCAAUGGGAGGAAUACCUUUGCUCUGAUGUCGCUGGAUGUGCCGGUUGCGUGCUGGGAGGUGGUGUGACCUUGAACUACAUGGUCUUUGUUCACCCGCCGGACCGUGACUUCAACGAUAAGUGGCCCAAAGGAUGGAAAUGGGACGACGUGAAGCCUGCUGCAGACAGGCUCUAUGAGCGCAACCCCGGAACCAUCUUGCCCUCCGCUGAUGGCAAGCGCUACGACCAGGGUCUCUACAGCGUCCUGUCCAACUUCUUCAACAAGAUCGGCUGGAAGUCCGUUGACAUGAUUGCCGAACCCAACGAGAAGCACGAGGUCUACAGCUACCCCGCCUGGAACAUCAAGGAUCAGAUGCGUGCUGGUCCUGUCCGCACGUACUUGCCCUUGGCUGAGAAGAGCAAGAACUUCAACCUCCGUCUCGGCACCAAGGUGCUCCGCCUCCUGCGCGCCGGCAGCCAGGUGACUGGUGUGGAGGUCGAGAACUCUUUUGGCCGUCGGGAGAACAUCACCCUGGCAUCCAAUGGAAGAGUCGUCCUCUCUGCCGGUGCUCUCUCCACUCCUCGUAUCCUCUUCAACUCCGGCAUCGGACCCAGCUCCCAGAUUGAGAUCGCCCAGAAGAGCGGCGUGAUCGUCCCUCCCAAGAAGGACUGGAUCAACCUUCCCGUUGGUAUCGGCGCUAAGGACCACCCUAUCUUCUCGAUUAUCGUCAAGACCAACGGUACCAGCUACGGCCUUCCCGACUACGACGCCAUCGUGAACGGCUCCGAUGUCUCCGACAUCAGCCUCUACGCCCAGGGCAACGGUCUCCUUACCGAAGGAAAGCACCGAAUGAUCUUCUUCACCUCCAACGUCGUUGACGGCCAGAAGCGCUACUACCAGGGCUCUUGUGCCCCCUCCGACACCAACGUCGUCACCAUCACCGCUUACAUGACCCACGGCCUCACCUCUUCCGGUGUGCUCGGCUUGGACACUGAUGGCACCACCGUCUGGGACAAGUCUCCCUACCUCCAGACUGCCGGUGAUCGCGCUGCCGCUACGGCUUUCCUCCAGCAGAUGGUCGGAGAAUUGACCGCCCCCUCUACCGGAUUCAAGCUGGAGACUUACACCAACGUCUCCUCCAUCCUUGGCAGCCUUAGCCCUGGUAUGCACUACACUACCACGGCCAAGAUCGGUACGGACGAUGGCCGCUAUGGCAACGGCACCUCGGUCGUUGACCUCAACACCAAGGUCUAUGGCACGGACAACCUGUUCAUCGUCGAUGGCAGUAUCCACCCUGACCUGCCUACCGGUAACAUCCAGGCUACUAUCAUGGUUGUUGCCGAGGCUGCUGUUGCUAGGAUCCUUGCUCUGCACUGAUCUUGCAAUCGUCAUCAUGUUUCCUAUAGCCUAGCUCCUUGUAGUUCUACUAGGAGCUAUGGAAUAACCUUUUCAUUGUAUUUCUACGUUCAUGGGAUAGACUAAUCUAAUGUGAUCAAUAAUGAUGAUGAUCAAUCAAUGAAG
Messenger RNA from Aspergillus welwitschiae, 1797 nucleotides. RefSeq lists its product as uncharacterized. Gene Ontology annotation, molecular function: flavin adenine dinucleotide binding; oxidoreductase activity, acting on CH-OH group of donors. Lineage: Eukaryota; Fungi; Ascomycota; Eurotiomycetes; Eurotiales; Aspergillaceae. The record is from RefSeq and is a predicted model, not a curated record. The transcript is spliced from 2 exons. The coding region runs from base 1 to 1653 and encodes 550 amino acids.